Messenger RNA from Coregonus sp. 'balchen', 4437 nucleotides. The record is from the annotation of a GenBank genome assembly. NCBI's taxonomy places the organism in Eukaryota, Metazoa, Chordata, Actinopteri, Salmoniformes, Salmonidae.
GCAACGUAGAUAUAUGCGUAACUUCCCCGGAUGUCGGUCUUUUUUUCAUAGCAAAGGUAAGAAUGGUUUCUCCCCACAUAACGGCAUAAAUAAAAUCGGUGUUCAUCUGUGCAAAAUGGACUCAAUAACAAUUUCCCACUCGCAUGGGAAUGUUAUUUGUAUCCUAAACAGUUAAUAUAUAUGAAAAUUGUUGUGAUUUGUGUGGUGACUUAUAAAUAAAUUGCUUUAUGUUUCGGAAGUUUAGGCCCACGGCUACAUGCUAGCGCAACGCAUUGUAACUCUUGAGCAGAUUUCACGUUAGACUAAUAUUACGUUUAUGUACCCUGAUUAUACGAUAGUGGCUUGUCAGGGGAUUGGACUUAUGUAUGUGUAAUGGCUUAUAGAGAAUUACCCAAACAUAGUCAAAAGGUUAACCAACUAGGUUGCUAGAUGUAGCUACUAGCUAUGGUAUAACGUUGUCAUGCGUGCGUGUACACUUUCUCCAGUUUGAGGUGUUUUUGCGAACUCUGGCAAAUUGACAAGUCUGUCGUGUCUAAUUAGUUAACAAACUGUCGAAAUGUCAACGUUUUACCUGCACGCUGGCAUUCAUUUGUUUCUGUUAUGUUAGCAAGUCGCAGAUGUGUACUAUCGAAAUGUUCAUGGGAAACUAACGUUAACUACUUAACAAUGGCUAAAAGGCCAUCACCCAGUAUGGGGCCUGCUGGUUAUACUGUAUUGGAAAAUGACAAACCAAUAUUUUGGUUACCUGUUAUUGAAUAUCUGGAGCCACAUAUGUGCCCAACUUAGUUUGUUAGCUCUCCUAACCUAUGACCUGCAACCUCCGAGCAUCAUACCGUCAAAGGAUCUAGCUGGCCAGCAUGAUCAGUUCAUGAUUCACCAGCAAUGUAUCCUGUAAUUCUAUUCUAUAAAUAUUGUUCUAUAGUAUUGUAUCCAUGUGAUUAACCUACUCUGGUCCCCUGGUCUGUCCCCAGAUGGCAGAGGGAGACAAGAAGAAAGUGGCCAAGAAGGCUCAUUGCAGCCGGAACCCUGUCCUGGCCAGGGGCAUCGGUCGCUACUCCCGCACCGCCAUGUAUGCCCGCAGGGCCAUGUACAAGAGGAAGACCAAGACCACUGAGACCAAGGUGAGAGAAGGGAGGCACACAGGCUGGGGGAAGCUGUCCCCUUGGUUCUCUACAUUGGACCUGUUAGGCUUCAAGUUUGUAUGUGUAGUGUACUGAAGUGUCUUGCUUGUUUCAGAUUGAGAAGAAGCUGAAGGUCAAGACUCCAUCCACAAUCACCAAGACUGUUGGCGGAGACAAGAAUGGAGGCACUCGCGUUGUCAAGCUGCGCAAGAUGGUGAGUCAUUGGCUCAAACAGUUUUCCUAAAUUGUAGUUGGUGUCAUGUUGCUCUUGGAUCAACAAAAUCGUCAGUGAGCUUUGUAUCUCACAAACAUUCAGCAGAUUGACUUUUCACCAUUUCAAUAUACUGCAGUAAGGUCUGAUUGUGAGGCAUGGCUGGUGUUAAAUGGUUCUACACCUGUGAAGUAGUGUUUGAUCCCCUGACUCUGUGCCCCCCAGCCCCGUUACUACCCCACAGAGGAUGUGGCACGUAAGCUGAAGAACCAUGGUAAGAAGCCUUUCAGCCAGCACAAGAGGAACCUGCGUGCCACCAUCACUCCAGGAACCGUGCUUGUACUGCUCACUGGGCGCCACCGCGGAAAGGUGAGAUCACACACUCAUGCAUGCACAAACACACAUCACCGCUGAAACAGACUCACCCCCCGGAAUAGUCCUUGUCCUGCUCACAGGACACCAGUGCAUGAAGGUGAACACUCACAUGGCUACACAUGACACUGCCAUCACUCAUAAAUAUACAUUGCUUUCACAUGCUCAAGCUAACUCGCAGUAGCAUUAUUUUGCAACCUAUGAUAUUGCUGAGAUGGUGUGCUGUGCACACUAUUCUAAACACUGUUGUUGCACUGCUACCCUCCUUAGAACUGUCCUUUGCUCUACAUGUGAUAAGCUGCAUGAUACUCCCACACUACCAAAUCAGUUUCCUUCUUUCCCACACUGAAAAACACACAUUCAAGCCUCACACAUCCAUACUACAGUAGUGCCCACACACAGGACUGUGCCCACACACUGAAUGCACGUAGCAGGGCCUGCUGCUAUGGUUUCAGCUUUAAGUGCAGCUCAAUUGGCAGAGGACACUCGCAGCAUUGUAUUGGAAGCACAUAAAUGUGUGAAGUGGAGAAUUUCGAGUUGAUAAACAACAUCUGAACAGACUUGUUAAAGAUUUAUGUAAUGCUUUUCCCAAUACAUUUUUAAAUUGGCAGUGGUCUAGUACAAUUUUGUUAUACUAGUGUUGUGGAUAUUUUUCUUACUGUAACAAAGUAGAUUGAUCAGCUCUACAUUCUAAUGGAAAGCCAGCUUGUUUGGUUUCGGCUAUGGCAGUAUUACCAUUGAUUUUAGAAGUCUUCAUAGUUUUUCAGAACCAGGAUUGGUUAUCACUUCAGUAGCAUGUACAUGUGGUAGCUCAGCUGGUAGAGCACGGCGCUUGUAACGCCAAGGUAGUGGGUUCGUUCCCCGGGACCACCCAUACACAAAAAUGUAUGCACGCACGACUGUAAGUCGCUUUGGAUAAAAGCGUCUGCUAAAUGGCAUAUUAUUAUAUUAUAUUAUGUUGCCCUGUGCAAUGCAGUAACUGACUCUUCUCUCCCCUCAGCGUGUUGUGUUCCUGAAACAGCUCUCCAGUGGUCUCCUGCUUGUAACUGGUAAGAACAACCAGUGCUUUGAAACAUUCCUAUUAAUCACAGUGAAUAGGCAAAACAAGUGUUGCAUAGAGUAGUUCUGUUCGGAAUGUCCAGUGAGAUUUUAUAGCUCACAUUCACGUCUGUGCAGCUGCAGUACCUCAUCAGGUAGCCUUAUCUUGAUGUGAUGUUUGGAAAAGUAUGCUGUUCUUGCGUUUUCGGUUGUAACUUAAUCACCCUCUUGCUUUCUCCAUCCUCUAGGUCCCCUGGCCCUGAACCGUGUCCCCCUGCGCAGGGCACACCAGAAGUUUGUCAUUGCCACAGCAACCAAGGUCGACAUCUCUGGCAUGAAGAUCCCCAAGACUCUGUCAGACGCCUACUUCAAGAAGAAGCGGCUGAGGAGACCCCGCCACCAGGAGGGAGAGAUCUUUGACACAGAGAAAGAGGUCAACCCCACACUAUACACACUUGCAAACCCUCCUGGGAUUUAGACUAGUGGGAGGGAGGAGUAAUGGUGACUAUUGAGUGUUGUUGUUGGACAGGUAGCAUAAAAGCCAUGGCGCAUACAUCCUAAUCCUACAUUCCAUAGAAUGUUAUUUGGAGAAUGCAGUCAGUAACCAUGUUUCCAUCCACGAGUAAAGUCAUACCGUAUUUAAAAAAUAUAUAUAUAUCAGGACCGCUGUGAUUGGAAACAGGAAGUUUUGGUACAAUUUUAUAAAUGCCGACGUUUGUUCGACAUGGUUGGAUCAUUUUGACGGUAAAAUUAUGCGAGAAAUGGUGCAAAUAUUUAUAUAAUAACUGAGUCACGUGAUGACAUGGUGUAUGGUCCUCCCACUACGACUCGGAAACAUAGUUUUAGGCUACAGAUGAAAUAAGUUAUGAACUUCACAGGGUUGUGAAAGUGCAAGGUAUGAGCUUGAUGCUUCUUUCCAAUAAAUGUUGAGGGUCUUAUUCUGGUGACAUGAUCGAUGCUUCACAGCCGUUUGACAAAUAAAAAUAUUCUCGCUCUUAUCCAUAAUAAUCUCGUGUUGUAGACCAACCUACCUGUAUCUGCGAGCUGUUGGCUAGAGCUUACGUGCCAAGACCAGAGUAGGCACAUUUGCUAUUUAAAGCAACCGUUUUUGUGACAAAACUGUUGGUAGAGUUGAAAAUGCGAUGGAAACACAUUGAACACUAAUUUUUAUUCGGUACAUGAAAACUUAAGUGAAAAAGUACAUUUUGUGUGCACUGUCAUCACGCACUGAUUUUUAUCCGCCACAAUUCAGUUUGGUGGGAAAACGCGCAUAUUUGAUUUAUGCAUCUUUUUUUGAAUAUUCACAUGACUGUCGCCAAUUGGUUGGAAACCUAGCAGUUUAUCCUGACAGUGCAACUCUUUUGAUUGGGAGUGGGUCGUUUGCUCAAUAUAUGGUGAAUAACGGUUCUUCCCUCUUUGGUUGUGGCUAGAAAAUGCUUUUAACUGGGAUGUCACAAGCUAAGUUCUGACAAACUCUUACCUCUUCCUUUCCACCCUCUACAGAAGUACCAGUUGACAGGGCAGAGGAAGGAGGACCAGAAGGCUGUGGACUCUCAGCUGCUGCCCCUCAUUAAGAAGGUUCCCCAGCUGAAGGGCUACCUGCGCUCUUCUUUCUGCCUCUCCAACGGGGUCUACCCUCACAAACUGGUUUUCUAAAUGUGUUGUAAUAAAGAGUACCACCACAGUCCUAUCCCA